GUCAGGGUGACGACUUUUGUUUGAAAAUCUCAUUGUUACCACUACUUUCAACAUGGAACACGACUUUUUAAGAAAAGAAGAGGAAUUAAGAAAACAAAAUAAACAAUUAGAAAUGAAAACGAAAGAAAUUCUGCAAAAAGUGGACGAUAUCGUUCACAACAUGAGGGACUUCAAACUUGAAGAUACAAAACCAAUAGAACCCAGAGAACUACACUUGCCUAAAAGUGUAGAGGAGAUGGGAACAAAAGGAAUGAUCCAUUUCUACAAGACAAAAAUUAAAGCGCUUCAGGAGGACCUUAUAAAGACCCAAAAUGAACUCAAAAUCAAGAAUGAAGAACUAAAAAAAUUUCAACGAGAACAUCAAGCUGUCGCUGAGGAGAAAGAAAAAUGGUUUUUGCAAUACAAUGUUCAGAAAAAUGCUAACGUCAAACAGGAAAAACAAAUUUCAGCUUACAACUCGAAGCUACAGCUGAAAGAAACUGAAAAUGUUGCAUUAAAAAAAGAAAAUGAGCAACUAAGAAAUGAUUUGAAAAAUAUAUCUAGUGAGUUAAGCGUUUGUGAAAAUCGUCUAAAGCGCACAAUGCAGGAACUUGAGAAGAAUAGAACUGCGAUGAACACUUUAAGACAAGAAGAAAAAGAGACUAAAGAAGCAUUUAGAAACAACAUAAAGGAACUCACCGCUACAGUAAAACAGAUCCAGAAGCAUAAAAAUGAAUUAUUGCAAGGAUACAAAAAGCAGAUCCAACUUAUCAACAAUCUCAAAAAACAAAAGGAUCACGUGGAAUCUUGUAAAGUGUUGGAACUUGCAGAGUCUGACUUCCUUAAAUUACUAGAAUGGAAACUAGAUUAAAACAAAUGUAUCUUUUUGUAGAAACUUUUAUUCUCUCGUCACAUAUAAAAAUAUAACAAAGAUCGCAUU
Messenger RNA from Tribolium madens (black flour beetle), 919 nucleotides. Its product is annotated as testis-expressed protein 9. The coding region runs from base 53 to 850 and encodes 265 amino acids. Lineage: Eukaryota; Metazoa; Arthropoda; Insecta; Coleoptera; Tenebrionidae. The transcript has 5 exons. The record is from RefSeq and is a predicted model, not a curated record.